CGCACUUCCGGGGCGGUGGGGGAGGCAAGAUGGCGGCUCCCAUGGAGGUGGCCGUGUGUACGGACUCGGCGGCCCAGCUGUGGAGCUGCAUCGUGUGGGAGCUGCAUUCGGGCGCCAACCUGCUCACGUACCGCGGCGGCCAGGCCGGACCCCGCGGCCUGGCGCUGCUCAAUGGCGAGUACCUGCUGGCGGCGCAGCUGGGCAAGAACUACAUCAGCGCCUGGGAGCUGCAGCGGAAGGACCAGCUCCAGCAGAAGAUCAUGUGUCCUGGGCCUGUCACCUGUCUGACCACAUCGCCCAAUGGCCUGUAUGUCCUGGCGGGGAUCGCAGAGAGCAUAUACCUGUGGGAGGUCUCCACAGGGAACCUCCUGGUCAUCCUGAGCCGCCACUACCAGGACGUGUCGUGCCUGCAGUUCACGGGGGACGGCAGCCACUUCCUCUCGGGGGGCAAGGACUGCCUGGUGCUGGCGUGGAGCCUGUGCAGUGUGCUCCAGGUGGACCCCUCCCGGACCCCAGCCCCCCGGCACGUCUGGUCUCGUCACACACUCCCCAUCACGGACCUGCACUGUGGCUUUGGGGGGCCCCUGGCCCGGGUGGCCACAUCUUCACUGGACCAGACGGUGAAGCUGUGGGAGGUGUCGUCGGGCGAGCUCCUGCUGUCCGUGCUCUUUGACGUGGGCAUCAUGGCCGUGACCAUGGACCUGGCCGAGCAUCACCUGUUCUGUGGCGGCAGUGACGGCUCCAUCUUCCAGGUCGACCUUUGCACCUGGCCCGGGCAGAGAGAGAAGGCCUUCCAGCCGGAGCAGGACAGCGGGAAGGUGUUCAGAGGGCACAGGUGCGGGCCGGGCCGGGCGCGGGUGGGGCCCUGUUCCCUGCUCCCUCGUCACCUGUGCCGCCUUCCCUCUGCCUGCCAGCUCGGGAACCAGUGCUACAAAAUGGAGCCGCCUCUCAGGGGGCAGCCCCGGGAUGUGGUCACCGCGUGCCCGCCGUCUGCACCGUGUGUGUGGGAUGAGUGGUGCCCCCCGGAUGACACAUUCGAGACCCGGCUCCCGGUGCCCGAGGACGAGCUCUGGGAGCAGGUCUUUGCGGACAUGCUCUACGAACUCGAUGGCGACCCCAAGAGGAAGGAGUUCCUGGAUGACCUGUUCAGCUUCAUGCAGAAGCGAGGUUUUUCCCGUGGCCCCAGCAUGCAGCAGGUGCUCAAUGUAUGCCGGCCGAACCUGGCCCACCGGACCCUGCAUGGAGUCCUCUCAAGCAGCGGCGGCGGCGGCGGCGGCGGCCACGUGUGCAGAACAAGGCCCCUCGGGGUGAAGCGUCCGGAGGCCGCUCCGCGGGCGGGGGCUCACUUCGGCCGCGUGAUGAUCCGCGUGGAAAAGUCAAACAGGUCGCGGUUGACCUUCCGCAGGUUCCGCACCUCGUCCUCCAGUUCGGCCACGCGGAUCCGCAGCCCCGUGACCAACGCCUCCAUCAUGCUGGCGCCCGUCAGCAUGCUGAGCUCGGACUUCAGGCCGGGCCUGCCCCUGCCCCACUUCAACAAGCACCUGCUGGGCGCUGAGCAUGGAGACGAGCCACACCGCGGGGGCUUCACGCUGCGCCUGGGCCUCCACCAGCAGGGCUCGGAGCCCAGCCACCUGGAGCGGGCAGCGCAGCUGCACUCCGUGAUGAGCGGCACGAUGGAGAAGAGCGUCCUGGGCGGCCAGGACCAGCUGCGGAUCCGCGUGGCCGAACUGGAGGACGAGGUGCGGAACCUGCGGAAGGUCAACCGCGACCUGUUUGACUUUUCCACGCGGAUCAUCACGCGGCCGAAGUGAGCCCCCGCCCGCGGAGCGGCCUCCGGACGCUUCACCCCGAGGGGCCUUGUUCUGCACACGUGGCCGCCGCCGCCGC
Molecule: messenger RNA, 1887 nt
Organism: Suricata suricatta (meerkat)
Lineage: Eukaryota; Metazoa; Chordata; Mammalia; Carnivora; Herpestidae
Gene: WDR18
Product: WD repeat domain 18
Exons: 14
Coding region: 30-1811 (593 amino acids)
Biological process (GO): rRNA processing; DNA-templated DNA replication
Cellular component (GO): nuclear pre-replicative complex
Molecular function (GO): protein binding
Source: RefSeq, a predicted model, not a curated record